AUGCUCCUCCUCCGCCGCCGCCCGCCCGUAUGGCGCUGCCGCACACCAACGACCCGUGUACUGGGGCUCACGGCGCUGCCGCUGAACAAGGUGCCAAUGGGAAUGGGGCACAGAUGCUAUUCGGCGAGUACGACGGAGCAGACGGUGCCGCUGGCGCAUACGAGGAAUAUUGGCAUUAUUGCGCAUAUUGAUGCUGGGAAAACUACGACGACGGAGAGAAUGUUGUAUUACAGCGGCUUUACAAGGAGGAUUGGAGAGGUCGACGAAGGCUCCACCGUAAUGGACUACCUCCCCGCCGAGCGCACCCGCGGCAUCACCAUCACCUCCGCCGCCAUCACCUUCACCUGGACGCCCUCCUCCUCCCCCACCGCCGCCCCCGCCCCACACACCAUAAACCUGAUCGACACCCCCGGCCACGCCGACUUCACCUUCGAAGUCGAACGCUCCAUCCGCGUGCUCGACGGCGCAAUCACCAUCCUUGACGGCGUCGCCGGCGUCGAGGCCCAGACCGAGAAGGUCUGGCGCCAGGCCCACGCCUACUCCAUCCCGCGCAUCAUCUUCGUCAACAAGCUCGACCGCGUCGGCGCGCGCUUCGGCCCCACCGUCAAAGAGGUGGCCGCGAAGCUGAACGGCUGGCCGGCCGUGUGCCAGCUGCCGGUGUAUGACCCCGACACGAGGGGCGGCGAGGAUUUGUUCCGCGGGGUGGUGGACGUGGUGGAGAAGCGGGUGUUUCUGUGGGAUGGGGGCGACGGGCAGAAGAUUGAGCUGCGCGAUUACGAGUGGCUUGAGGAGCAGCGGCCAGAGUUGUAUGAGGAGGCGAAGGCGGCGAGGGUGGCGCUGGUGGAGCUCCUGGCGGAGCAUGAUGAGGAGUUGGUCGAGGUGUUUAUGGAGCUGGAAGACCAUGCUCUCAUCCCUGCGGCGGCGAUCAAGGCGUCGCUGCGCAAGUCUACGUUGAAAGGAGAUGGAAAGAUCAUCCCCAUCUUUGCUGGGGCCAGCUUCCGCAACAUUGGUGUGCAGCCGCUGCUGGACGCUGUUGUGGACCUGCUGCCGUCGCCGCUGGACCGCCCGCCGGUGGCCGUGUCGUAUAACCAAGGGAAGCACCGGGGCACGCUGGACGUCACUGACCAGAGUAAGGUGUGCGCGCUGGCCUUCAAGGUCGUCAAUGAUCCGAAGCGCGGGGCAAUGGUGUUUGUGCGGGUCUACUCAGGGACGCUGACCCGCGCACACAACCUCUUCAACACGAACCUCGGCGUCAAAGAGCGCGCCACCCGGCUGGUCCGCAUGUACGCCGACGAGGCGGUCGACAUCGCCGCCAUCCCGACCGGCCACAUCGGUGUCAUCAUUGGCCUCAAGCACGCGCGCACGGGCGACACCCUCGUCUCCGAGACCACCGGCCCGAGCACCCACAAGUCCAAGCAAAAGAACAGCAAGACCCCGCAGCUCGCCACCGACACGCUGCAGCUGCGGCCCAUCGCCAAGCACCUCGACGAAGCGCUCGCAAUGCUGCUGCGUGAGGACCCCAGCCUGCACAUCAGCAUCGACGAAGACUCUGGCCAGACGCUCAUCAGCGGCAUGGGCGAGCUGCAUCUGGAGAUUGCGCGAGACCGCCUCGUGGGCGACUUCAAGGCGAACGCAGAAAUGGGGCGCAUCCUCAUCUCGUACCGUGAGACCAUCGCCGCUGCGUCCCAGCCCGUCCGCACGGUGUUCGACAGAGAGAUCGCGGGCAAGCGCGCCGCCGCCGCCUGCACCGUCUCUGUCGAGCCCCUCGACCCCACCUCCACCACCGCCACAACAGACGACGGAAACACCAUAACUAUCACCAUCACAACACCCCAGAUCACCGAUCCUGCCACGGGCGAAAGCACAGACACCCGCCUGCCCAAAUGGCUGACCACUUCGGAGCUCGAAACCGCGCUGCAGAACGGCGCAUCAGCGGCCCUCGGCCGCGGCCCCGCACUCGGCUUUCCCGUGCGUGGCAUCGCAGCUCACGUCAGCGUCGACGUGUCGACCGACGUCCUCGGCCCCGAGAGCACCCUUGCUGCGUUCUCGUCCGCGGCACGGGUUGCCACGACGGCGGCGUUGAAGGAGGCGGCGGGCGGGGAGAGCGUGCUGAUGGAGCCGGUGAUGGACGUGGUGGUGACGUGCGAAGAGAAGGACCUUGGUAAGGUCGUUGGCGACAUCUCGGGUGCACGUGGGGGUCAUGUGCUGGAGCUUGGGGGACUGGAUGCUGAGGCCGAUGCUGAGGCUGCAGGCGGUGAGGUGGAGAGAGAGGUCGACUUGAUGAGGGUGUAUGCCCCUGGGGUAAAGCGGAGCGUGGAGAGUAGGGAUGAGGGCGGGAGGAAGCGGAGUGUGAGGGCGAGGGUGCCGCUGAAGGAAAUGGUGGGGUACUUGAAGCACCUGAGGGGCAUCACGGCCGGGAGAGGCACGUUUGUGAUGAGUCUGGAGGGAUGGGAGAGGAUGAAUGGGAAUAGGGUGAGGGAGGUGGUGGCGGAGGUUAGGGGUGGGUAG
Morchella importuna is the source of this 2508-nucleotide messenger RNA. RefSeq lists its product as uncharacterized. Gene Ontology annotation, biological process: mitochondrial translation; ribosome disassembly. The coding region runs from base 1 to 2508 and encodes 835 amino acids. Gene Ontology annotation, cellular component: mitochondrion. Lineage: Eukaryota; Fungi; Ascomycota; Pezizomycetes; Pezizales; Morchellaceae. The transcript has 4 exons. The record is from RefSeq and is a predicted model, not a curated record. Gene Ontology annotation, molecular function: GTPase activity; GTP binding; translation elongation factor activity.